AUGGAGGUGGUCUAAUGUAACAAAAACAUAACCUUAAGGACAAGUGGAAAAUCAAUCGCAGCUACCAACCAGUUAAAGUUAACGCAUAUUCUAUUGGCAUAUUUUCUUUUGGAUACUUCUACUUGAUUUAAUAAAUACAGAUGCUUAAGACCAUGAUUAAUGGAAAUUUUUAUGGUAGAUUUUUUAGCCAAAUAUAAGAAAUCGUCUCUUGACCCCACUAGCAACGACGUCAAAACAGUCACCGUCUCCUCCCUAACCGCCGGGAAGAAAACCAUCCUCUUCGCCGUCCCGGGAGCCUUCACACCCACCUGCUCGCAGAAACACGUCCCCGGAUUCGUCUCCAAAGCCGCAGAGCUCAGAUCCAAAGGCGUCGACGUCAUCGCGUGCGUCUCCGUGAACGACGCGUUCGUGAUGGAAGCGUGGAGGAAGGACCUCGGAAUCAACGACGAGGUGAUGCUUCUCUCGGAUGGUAACGGAGAGUUCACGGGGAAGCUUGGUGUGGAGUUGGAUUUGAGGGAUAAGCCGGUGGGACUCGGAGUUAGGUCGAGGAGAUACGCGAUUCUGGCGGAGGAUGGUGUUGUGAAGGUUCUGAAUCUUGAAGAAGGAGGCGCUUUUACGAACAGUAGUGCUGAAGAUAUGCUUAAAGCUCUUUGAUUCUGUUUGUGUUCUGUUUUUACUGUCUUCUCAUGUGUUGGACUUGGAGCUUUCAGAUUCUAUAUAUAUCAUCGGUUAAUGUAAUAACAAAUCGGAAUGUUUAGACCGUAUGUUUGUUUCGAGUUAUAGCUACUUUGUGUGUGUUA
Messenger RNA from Brassica napus (rape), 800 nucleotides. RefSeq names its product peroxiredoxin-2E, chloroplastic. Gene Ontology annotation, molecular function: thioredoxin peroxidase activity. The transcript has a single exon. Gene Ontology annotation, cellular component: cytoplasm. The coding region runs from base 160 to 654 and encodes 164 amino acids. The record is from RefSeq and is a predicted model, not a curated record. NCBI's taxonomy places the organism in Eukaryota, Viridiplantae, Streptophyta, Magnoliopsida, Brassicales, Brassicaceae. Gene Ontology annotation, biological process: cellular response to oxidative stress; hydrogen peroxide catabolic process; cell redox homeostasis.